Molecule: messenger RNA, 2178 nt
Organism: Vigna angularis (adzuki bean)
Lineage: Eukaryota; Viridiplantae; Streptophyta; Magnoliopsida; Fabales; Fabaceae
Product: nucleobase-ascorbate transporter 6
Exons: 14
Coding region: 463-2064 (533 amino acids)
Biological process (GO): transmembrane transport
Cellular component (GO): plasmodesma; plasma membrane
Molecular function (GO): transmembrane transporter activity
Source: RefSeq, a predicted model, not a curated record
CUCCCUCCUUUUCCUUUUUUUCCACAUCUUCACACUAGCUUUUCAUGUUUUCUUGGCCUCCAUGUGGGUCUUGGGCUAAGAAACCAUCCAACAUUAGCUGCAUUGCAUUUCGUUGCUGACAAGUUGUCUCCCUUGGACUUGUUCUGUUCAUUUCCUUGUGUGAAGCUCCCAAAAGGGAAGAAAGUAUUCAUUUUUCUUUGAGGGUGCCUUCAGUUUCUUCUCAUUGCCACUGCUUUCAUCAUUUCACAAUUCUCAUUGGGAAAAGUACCCGACAGUGAUAGUUUCUUCCAACCGUGUUUUUUCUUGUUUCUGUCUGUGUUGUGCAACAUAACUUCUUCUGGGGUUAAGUUGAGAAGUUGAUGUAGAAGUUUUGGUUUUUGUGCUAUUGGGUUCUGAGAAGUUUGAGUUUGGUUGCUACAGUGCAUUAAAGUUGAUCAAGUGAAUUGUAGUAGGAUUGGUAGAAUGGCAGGAGGAGGAGCUGCACCACAACCCAAGCAGGAUGAGCAUCAACCACAUCCAGUGAAAGAUCAACUACCAAAUGUUUCCUUCUGCAUUACAAGUCCUCCUCCCUGGCCGGAGGCAAUCCUACUUGGUUUCCAACAUUACCUGGUGAUGCUAGGGACAACUGUUCUGAUUCCCAGCUCUCUUGUUCCCCAGAUGGGAGGAGGAAAUGAAGAGAAAGCAAAAGUGAUUCAGACUCUACUGUUUGUGGCUGGCAUAAACACCUUUUUCCAAACAUUCUUUGGGACUCGUUUGCCUGCAGUUAUUGGGGGAUCCUACACCUUUGUGCCAACAACCAUUUCAAUCAUUCUGGCAGGUCGCUACAGUGACAUUGUGAAUCCUCUGGAGAAAUUUGAGAGGAUAAUGCGCGGAACACAGGGUGCCCUCAUUGUUGCCUCAACCUUACAAAUUGUUCUUGGCUUCAGUGGCCUUUGGCGCAAUGUAGUGAGGUUCUUAAGUCCUCUCUCUGCUGUUCCCUUGGUUGCUCUAUCAGGCUUUGGGUUGUAUGAACUGGGUUUCCCUGUGCUUGCAAAGUGUGUGGAGAUUGGGCUGCCAGAAAUCAUCAUCCUAGUAGUUUUUUCUCAGUACAUUCCUCAUAUGAUGAAAGGAGAAAAACCUAUCUUUGAUCGCUUUGCAGUAAUAUUCUCAGUGGCAAUUGUUUGGAUUUAUGCUCAUCUUCUUACAGUCGGUGGAGCUUACAGAAAUUCAGCUCCUAAAACUCAAAUAACUUGCAGAACUGAUCGAGCAGGAAUUAUAGGGGGUGCUCCUUGGAUAAGAAUCCCUUACCCUUUUCAAUGGGGAGCUCCUACAUUUGAUGCUGGAGAAGCUUUUGCUAUGAUGACUGCUUCAUUUGUUGCUCUAGUAGAGUCAACUGGCGCCUUCAUUGCUGUGUCAAGGUACGCAAGUGCAACACCAAUUCCUCCUUCAGUUCUUAGCCGUGGUGUUGGUUGGCAGGGAGUAGGAAUUCUGUUAUCUGGAAUAUUUGGCACAGGGAAUGGAUCAUCAGUUUCUGUAGAGAAUGCAGGGCUGCUAGCUUUGACACGUGUAGGUAGUAGAAGAGUUGUUCAAAUAUCAGCGGGAUUCAUGAUCUUCUUCUCAGUUCUUGGAAAGUUUGGAGCCGUUUUUGCUUCAAUUCCAGCUCCAAUAGUUGCAGCUUUAUAUUGUCUUUUCUUUGCCUAUGUAGGCUCAGCAGGUCUAGGAUUCCUUCAAUUUUGCAAUUUAAACAGCUUUAGAACUAAAUUCAUCUUAGGGUUCUCCAUUUUCAUGGGCUUCUCCAUACCACAAUACUUCAAUGAGUACACAGCAUUUAAAGGCUACGGUCCUGUACACACAAGAGCAAGAUGGUUUAAUGACAUGAUGAACGUGGCAUUUGCAUCUGAGGCAUUUGUUGGUGGUACAUUGGCACUUAUCUUGGAUGUUACAUUGAGAAAGAAAGACAACCAAAGUAGAAAAGACAGAGGCAUGCACUGGUGGGACAGAUUCCGUUCGUUCAAGACAGAUACCAGGAGUGAAGAGUUUUACUCAUUACCUUUUAAUCUCAACAAGUUUUUCCCUUCUGUCUGAUGCUUUCACAAGUUGCAUGCUCAACUCAACAAAAACAAAACAAAACUGUUUUCUUUAUUUUAACUACACAUUAAUUUAGUAAUAAAACUAUUAUGGUACUGUUUAUUUCUUGUU